Molecule: messenger RNA, 4955 nt
Organism: Homo sapiens (human)
Lineage: Eukaryota; Metazoa; Chordata; Mammalia; Primates; Hominidae
Gene: SLC2A5
Product: solute carrier family 2 member 5
Exons: 14
Coding region: 970-2475 (501 amino acids)
Biological process (GO): response to fructose; fructose import across plasma membrane; cellular response to fructose stimulus
Cellular component (GO): membrane; plasma membrane; apical plasma membrane
Molecular function (GO): transmembrane transporter activity; fructose transmembrane transporter activity
Source: RefSeq, a predicted model, not a curated record
GUUCGCUUCAGGCAAUACUUGGUAGUCAACCGGGUGAGUGUGAUGGUCAGAGGGGUGCUUAACAAUGAUAGUGUGGCUGCAUUAGUUAGAAGUUAAGAACCCUACAGGGAAACUUCCCCCAGAGGCUGAAAAGCAAAUUGAGGCUUGUUGUAAAAGGGGCGUGUGUUUAGUUAUGGGCCCUUCAAUGGGAGGGCCUUGGGGCUUAAGGUGUUCUAGGGAGUUGUAAUCGGUUUGAAAUAAUUUGUUGGCCUGAUCUGCCCUGGAAAUGGGAUAAUUGCCGACCAGCAUGUCAGCUUUUUCCAAAAACGAAGCUCCUUUUUGGAGUUGAUAGAUUAGGGUUAUGUUUCCUGUUAAAAGGUCAUGAAGGGGUGCAGGAAGGGCUGUGUAAGCUGAGGAAGACAGCGGUAAGCACAUCCAGGUCUCCGAAAAAAAGGAACAGUUAGCUUGCCACAAGAGAGAUUGUGUAAGGUUUAUAGAGCGUUCUAGUUUGAGCAGUAAGGAGUGGUUGUAUUGGUGAGGUUGAUGUGAUUAGGGAAUUUAUAUUGAAAGAAACAAGCAAAAAGAGAAAAAAGUUAUUUGGGUAAGAGUAAAGUCCUGGAAAGCUCCUUGAAGCCAUAGGUCCCAUAGAAUAGUGAGGAGCUGAUCAGGAUGUACAGUGGGAGUUUCAUAAGCAUACCACUGAUGGUCUGUAGUAAGGUUGGUUAGGAAGUGAUGAAAGUUUGGGAGACAAAGAGACAUAAGCGGCUUAUGUGCACUCCUCCUCCUUUUCCUCCAGGAUUUGGCACCACAUUAUCCCAGGAGGAAAAGCAGACGCGUGACAGAGUCAGAGAGCAGGCAUAGAGUGCUGUGGCAGUCAGCCAGUGCCCACAUCAACACCAAGGAGAGUCCUGCGGGUGCUGUGCAAGGCCGGGUGCACGCGUUACUUUGGCUAAAAGGAGGUGAGCGGCACUCUGCCCUUCCAGAGCAAGCAUGGAGCAACAGGAUCAGAGCAUGAAGGAAGGGAGGCUGACGCUUGUGCUUGCCCUGGCAACCCUGAUAGCUGCCUUUGGGUCAUCCUUCCAGUAUGGGUACAACGUGGCUGCUGUCAACUCCCCAGCACUGCUCAUGCAACAAUUUUACAAUGAGACUUACUAUGGUAGGACCGGUGAAUUCAUGGAAGACUUCCCCUUGACGUUGCUGUGGUCUGUAACCGUGUCCAUGUUUCCAUUUGGAGGGUUUAUCGGAUCCCUCCUGGUCGGCCCCUUGGUGAAUAAAUUUGGCAGAAAAGGGGCCUUGCUGUUCAACAACAUAUUUUCUAUCGUGCCUGCGAUCUUAAUGGGAUGCAGCAGAGUCGCCACAUCAUUUGAGCUUAUCAUUAUUUCCAGACUUUUGGUGGGAAUAUGUGCAGGUGUAUCUUCCAACGUGGUCCCCAUGUACUUAGGGGAGCUGGCCCCUAAAAACCUGCGGGGGGCUCUCGGGGUGGUGCCCCAGCUCUUCAUCACUGUUGGCAUCCUUGUGGCCCAGAUCUUUGGUCUUCGGAAUCUCCUUGCAAACGUAGAUGGCUGGCCGAUCCUGCUGGGGCUGACCGGGGUCCCCGCGGCGCUGCAGCUCCUUCUGCUGCCCUUCUUCCCCGAGAGCCCCAGGUACCUGCUGAUUCAGAAGAAAGACGAAGCGGCCGCCAAGAAAGCCCUACAGACGCUGCGCGGCUGGGACUCUGUGGACAGGGAGGUGGCCGAGAUCCGGCAGGAGGAUGAGGCAGAGAAGGCCGCGGGCUUCAUCUCCGUGCUGAAGCUGUUCCGGAUGCGCUCGCUGCGCUGGCAGCUGCUGUCCAUCAUCGUCCUCAUGGGCGGCCAGCAGCUGUCGGGCGUCAACGCUAUCUACUACUACGCGGACCAGAUCUACCUGAGCGCCGGCGUGCCGGAGGAGCACGUGCAGUACGUGACGGCCGGCACCGGGGCCGUGAACGUGGUCAUGACCUUCUGCGCCGUGUUCGUGGUGGAGCUCCUGGGUCGGAGGCUGCUGCUGCUGCUGGGCUUCUCCAUCUGCCUCAUAGCCUGCUGCGUGCUCACUGCAGCUCUGGCACUGCAGGACACAGUGUCCUGGAUGCCAUACAUCAGCAUCGUCUGUGUCAUCUCCUACGUCAUAGGACAUGCCCUCGGGCCCAGUCCCAUACCCGCGCUGCUCAUCACUGAGAUCUUCCUGCAGUCCUCUCGGCCAUCUGCCUUCAUGGUGGGGGGCAGUGUGCACUGGCUCUCCAACUUCACCGUGGGCUUGAUCUUCCCGUUCAUCCAGGAGGGCCUCGGCCCGUACAGCUUCAUUGUCUUCGCCGUGAUCUGCCUCCUCACCACCAUCUACAUCUUCUUGAUUGUCCCGGAGACCAAGGCCAAGACGUUCAUAGAGAUCAACCAGAUUUUCACCAAGAUGAAUAAGGUGUCUGAAGUGUACCCGGAAAAGGAGGAACUGAAAGAGCUUCCACCUGUCACUUCGGAACAGUGACUCUGGAGAGGAAGCCAGUGGAGCUGGUCUGCCAGGGGCUUCCCACUUUGGCUUAUUUUUCUGACUUCUAGCUGUCUGUGAAUAUCCAGAAAUAAAACAACUCUGAUGUGGAAUGCAGUCCUCAUCUCCAGCCUCCCCACCCCAGUGGGAACUGUGCAAAGGGCUGCCUUGCUGUUCUUGAAGCUGGGCUGUCUCUCUCCAUGUUGGCCUGUCACCAGACCCGAGUCAAUUAAACAGCUGGUCCUCCACUUUGCUGGUUCAGCCUUCGUGUGGCUCCUGGUAACGUGGCUCCACCUUGAUGGGUCAACCUUUGUGUGGCUCCUGGUAACAUAACAACAACAGUUACUAUAGUGGUGAGAUGGAAGGAAUCAAAUUUUGCCAGAGAAACUAACUUGGUGGCCCCGACAGGUCUUCCGGGGCCAUGGGCAUUUGUUUAGAGCCAAAUUCAUCCUCUUACCAGAUCCUUUUCCAGAAAUACCUGUCUAGGAAGGUGUGAUGUCAGAAACAAUGACAUCCAGAAAGCUGAGGAACAGGUUCCUGUGGAGACACUGAGUCAGAAUUCUUCAUCCUAAAUUAUUUUGUUAGUGGAAAAUGGAAUUGCUUCUGUGUAGUCAAUAAAAUGAACCUGAUCACUUUUCAACAAGACGUGCUGCUGUUCUUUGAGCAAGUAGAAGGCAGGAGGAAGUUCCCUGCUCAUUCAGGCAGUGUUUUUUUUGUUUUUAUUUUUGCUUUUUUUUUUUUUUUUAAGACGGAGUCUCGCUCUGUCACCCAGGCUGGAGUGCAGUGGUGCGAUCUCAGCUCACUGCAAACUCCACCUCCCGGGUUCACACCAUUCUCCUGCCUCAGCCUCCUGAGUAGCUGGGACUACAGGCGCCUGCCACCACGCCCGGCUAACUUUUUUGUAUUUUUAGUAGAGACUGGGUUUCACUGUGUUGGCCAGGAUAGUCUCAAUCUCCUGACCUCAUGAUCCGCCCACCUAGGCCCCUCAAAGUGCUGGGAUUACAGGUGUGAGCCACUGCGCCCGGCCACUUCAGGCAGUUUGACUGCACGAGUGUCAGUUCCUUGAGGGCAGGGGCUUGGUCAGUUUUGUUUAUGCCUGAAUCCCCAGCAUCUCGAAGAGGGCCUCUGGAGGCUGAGGUGGGAGGAUUGCUUAAGCCUGGGAAGUAGAGGUUGCAGUGAGCUGAAAUUGCACCCUAUACUCCAGCCUGGGCAACACAGUGAGAUCCCAUCUCAAAAAAAAUUUUUUUAAUUGGGCAUGGUGACACGCCUUUGGGGUCCCAGCUAUUUGGGAGGCUGAAAUGGGAGGAUCGCUUGAGCCUGGGAGGUCAAGGCUGCCCUGAGUCAUGAUUGCAUCACUGCACACCAGCCUGCAUGACAGAAUGAGACCUUGUCUCAAAUAAAUAAAUACAUGUAAGAUUGAGGAAGCUUCCAAAUGUCCUCACAUAUGUAAUGAAAUCUUGAGGAGUCUUAAAAUCUUGAGACUGUGGUGGGGGAGGAAGGGAAAAGGAACAGGGUCUUGAUAUGGUUUGGCUGUGUCCCCACCCAAAUCUCAUCUUGAAUUGUAGCUCCCAUAAUUCCCAUGUGUUCUGGGAGGGACCCUGUGGGAGAUAAUUGAAUCAUGGGGGCAAUUUCCCCCAUACUGUUCUCAUGGUAGUGAAUCAGCCUCAUGAGAUCUGAUGGUUCUGUAAGGGGUAAAACCUUUUGCUUGGUUCUCAUUCUCUCUUGCCUGCCACCAGGUAAGACGUGCCUUUUGCUUUCUGGCAUGAUUGUGAGGCCUCCCCAGCCAUGUGGAAUGGCGAGUCCAUUAAAUCUCUUUUUCUUUGCAAUUUACCCAGUCUCUGAUACAUCUUUAUCAGCAGCAUGAAAAUGGUCUAACACAGGUCUCUCCCCAAAAAUAUAGAGAGCUGGAGGUUUUUCUUAGAGAUAUGAAUAAAGGGUGUGAGUGUGAGUGUAUGUGCAAAAAUAUGGAUAAAACCUUGAAAGUGCUGAAUGGCCUGUAGCAAGAAGUGAUGUCUUCUCAUAGAUGGGUGGCAGAGGCUGGUGGCCGGGAGAGAGAGCAGUGGGACUUGGGAGCACUUUUUGUGGGUAUGUAAUGGAGAUUCCACCAGCAACAAGCUAAACCACUCACAAGCGGGCCCAGAGGAAGUAAACAGAACACUGUGGUUGAACCAUCCUUGGCCUUCUGCAGCAAGGAUCUGCAGCCUGGAAGGGGCACAGAAACAACCAAAGAUGAAGGCUCUCAGAGCUGAGGAGAGGCCAGGUCAGAAUAUCAGAAGUCAAGAAACUGCAGCACCUCUAACACAGGGGAGGCUAUGAAGUUCAUGGUUCUGGAUGUCUGCUCCCUGGGUUCAAACCUUGGUCCUGCCACAUUAGUUGUGCAACUUGGAAAGUUACUUGGCUUUUUUGUAUCUCAGUCUUCUCUUCUGUUAAAUGGCACUAAUAGUAAAUGUCUCACAUGUCCAUUGUGAGAAUUAAAUGAC